Molecule: messenger RNA, 2027 nt
Organism: Mytilus trossulus (common blue mussel)
Lineage: Eukaryota; Metazoa; Mollusca; Bivalvia; Mytilida; Mytilidae
Exons: 2
Coding region: 69-1769 (566 amino acids)
Molecular function (GO): protein binding; zinc ion binding
Source: RefSeq, a predicted model, not a curated record
CUGAUUACCUUCCUGGUUGCUAUAAGUCUAGUUCUGAAACAUUGUUUACAGUUUUGAAGCUACAGAUAAUGGCAAGCUCUGUACAGCCGUGUGGUGUAUGUGAAUAUCAAAAUGUCUUCAAACCAGCGUAUAUAUGGUGUCCGGAUUGCGAUGAGGGCCUCUGUAUAGACUGCAGUAAGCAUCAUGGCAUUUCCAAGUCAACACGAAAACAUAUCACUGUACCGAUAUCAGAAUAUCGACAGCUGCCGUCUUACAUCACAAAUAUUAAGCAAACAUGUAGUGCACAUGAAGAAAAAUAUCAAAUCUACUGCAAAGACCAUGAAGAAGCAUGUUGCAGUAAAUGCACCGUCGAAAAACACGCGAAAUGUCCAAAUAUUUUCAAUAUUGAUGACGUUGUCAAAAACACAAAGACAUCAUACGCUUUUCUGGAAAUUCAUGAGACAUUAAACGAAGUUGCUGAAAACAUCAAACGGAUCCGUUUAGAUAAGAAUGAAAAUCUGAAAACUUUGUCCGAAAAAAGAAAACAGAUCGAAUGUGAAAUUCAACAGGUUCGUUUAAAUAUCAACCAACAUCUCGAUAAACUGCAAGAGAACUUCUUAUCAGAAUUACUUGAGAUCGAAAAAAGAGAAAAUAGAAAAAUCAACCAGUUAAUGAAAGCUCUAGAUGAGCAUGAAAUUAAAGUUGCCGAGCACCAUAAGAACAUAGCACACAUAAAACAACACGCAUCAGAUAUACAGACCUUCCUAGCACUGAAACAACUUGAAGGUGAUGUUGAUGACAAAUGUCAAUUCAUUGAUUCAAUAACCGAAAGUGGUGUUCUAAAUCGUGUGGAGAUCAAGUUUAACAUUAAUACAUCACUGACAGAUAUUACAAAUAGUGUUCUUGAGUUUGGAAAAUUAUACAUUGACAACACCAGAUCCUCAGUGAACAUUGUGAAGAAAAAACAGCAACAAGCUCAGUUGGUAUUACAUAAAUUAUCACCCGUCGUGCCCAUUGAGAAUAUACAAGUCAAGUUAGAACAGACUAUAAACACGGAAUUAUCUUAUGUCAGAGGCUGUUGCAUAUUACCUAAUGGUAGAUUUGUAUUCACCUAUCCAGAUUUAAACAAAGUAAAUGUAGUUAAACAAGACGGGACGGUUGAAUUGUCUUUAAGUGUAACAGCAGCAUAUGGUAUAGCGUACAGCAAUGAGGAUACCACUUUAGCGAUAUCAUCCUGUUGGAAUGGCAUUGGCAACCAAAUAACAAUGAUCGAUUUACCAAAACGAAAAGUAAAUAAAACUUUUUCACCGGGAGGACGAACCACUGGUUUAGCAAUGAUAAAUACAACGCUGUUCUAUCACAUUAGAAACAUAGCAAUCCGAUCUAUGGAUCUGACUGACGAAUCAACACGUGCUAUAACUACUGAGAACAUGGACACAACAAUCAACAUAACGAUAUCUGGACACAAACUUUAUUAUUCCAGUUAUAAGUAUCAUACAGUAGUAUGCUGCGAUCUGCAAGGAGCAAAACAAUGGACAUUCACAUAUGAAAACGUUUUAACUAGCCCAUCUGGAUUAACAGUUGACAAUGCUGGUAACGUGUAUGUGGUAGGGAGAGAAUCAAAGAAUGUCGUAGUUAUCUCACCAGAUGGUAACAAAUAUAAGGAGCUCUUGACUAAAAGAGAUGGUCUUGAUUCCCCAUGGUCAAUUAACUUUGAAAAGGAAACUAAUCAGUUAUUAGUGGCAAAUAAUGAUAAAAAAGCGUUUUUGUAUAAUGUAUCUAACAAUUAAACCAUUUCAAAUAUAUAUAAAUAGGGCAUAAUUGAAUGAAAUACAAACGAGGUGCGUCGAAUAGAAAUUGACCCUAUGAAAAUGAAUAUCAAAACAUAGGUUAACUAUUAAAAUUCUGGUUGAACAAAUCUCUGCAGAAAGUCUUUAACUGUCUGAAAACUUGGUAUUUAUAAGAACAAUACGAAUUAGACCAAAAAUUCAUCUUCUAAUUCGUAUUUGAAUGUUCCAAAACCAAUCAAAGUCGUAUACAUGCACUUG